Molecule: messenger RNA, 2311 nt
Organism: Durusdinium trenchii
Lineage: Eukaryota; Dinophyceae; Suessiales; Symbiodiniaceae
Source: the annotation of a GenBank genome assembly
AGCUUUGAGCUCUGGGUCCUGCGGUCCAGCUGCAGCCAUGAAGCGCCAGCUCAGCACGGGUCUGAGGUGGCUCUUCCUGGCGUUCUUGGCGCAAAGAUGGACGCAGUGGGCGUUUUUGGCACCAGGCCAGUUCAGUGGGCGAAGAGCCCUGCUCGGGAGCGUGGGAGCGAGUUGGUCUCUCGCCGCCUUGGAGGCGCACGCAGAGGAGGAUGUAGAGCUAGAGUUGAAGGUACUGCGCACCGGCAAGACUCCGUACGCCAAGAUGGACUACCAGGUGUUCCGGGAAGGCAAGUGCCAAGAAGCGCAGAUCGGAGACCUGGUCAGGGUAAAGCACCGGGCGUGGUUUGAUGACUUUGAGGAGGGCAUGCCCUGGGAGCUGACCUUGGUCGGUAGACAGGAAGUGGGCCCUUACCAGCAACCCAAGAGGAUAAAGGUCGGCAAGACUCCGCUGACGCCCUACGACCCCCCUGCGCUGACUGAUGCGCUUGUGGGCAUGCACCCGGGGGAGCUACGCCGAGUGGUGGUGCCACCAGAAUUCGGCUUCGGUUCAAAGGGCAGGAGCAUUGCCGGGCCUCAAGAGGAUCAAGAUAUUCCUCCCAACGCCACGCUUUACUAUGAAAUUGAGAUGGUGUGGUCUGGUCCAGCACAGCUGGCUGGGUGCAUUGAGCCCUUCGUGGAUAACGGCAGAUACAAGCCAUGAGGUCUCGUUGGCGUUUCUUCCAUUCCGGAGAGCAAUCCAUGUAACUGUUGCUGAAGUUGCUGUCUUCUUUCACCUCAAGCACAGGGCCCCCCCAGAAAACACCAAGCGAACACUUCAGCCUUGGUCUUGUGCUCUCUGCCAUGGACCCCAACGUACGCCGGGAGCGGGCUGCAAUGGUCGCUUCGUGUCGUAGCGCGAAUUUUCGCCCCUUCGAAGCUGAGACCCGAGAUGCGAAGGAGAAAGCUGCGACCGAGCGAGCCGUCUCGCCGAGGGGAGGGUUCGCCCGUUCGCCAAGGGGACGGUGAAAACAGGGGAAGGAUUUGCGUCAUGCGAUGCGAAAACAACAUGUGUUGAUGUGUGUCGUGAUGAGGUCAGGAUGAGAACUGGAUGAUGAGACUACUGGAAAGAAGAUUUGGCCUCGCUCGCAUGCCUGCAAUGGUUGAGCACAUCCGGCAAGUUUGCAUUCUUAAAUGAAAUGAAAACACGGAGUGAACAACUCGUGUUCGAAAUGCCACCGUUCGAAGUAUCGGAAUGAACUGUGUAAAGGAGCUUGCUUUUCCAGCAUGUGCGUGGCCACUCCAGUGGCGUCAAGGGGUCCCUGUAUGGGCACAGGGGAUUCGAUGAAGGAGCGGCGCGGUGCCAAAAGCUCACAACCACACUCCAAAAAAAUGCUGACGGACUGUAAUCCUACGGGCUCCUUCCCAAUGCUGAUGGCCGUAUAUUCACGAUUUAUGGUCACGAUGACCUCUGCUUCGAGAUUCUGGGUUGACACGGCUUGCGCUCACAAGACUGGCCGGGCCUGCCAACCAGCACAUGAAGUCAACCAUGACCAACCAUCACCUUUACUCAUCCAUGGCUUUACCAAGGUUUAUCUGGACUUGAGGACACCACCUAACCGCUAAGCCGAGCGACUCCGUGCUUAUCCCGUGACUCAAAGUGACACCCUGGGUGUUUCUGGAUCUCCGAGGCUCAGGGAUCCGGAUCGACAAGCCCAACAAAUGGCGGGGUCGACGGUGAUUGGGCCUUUUUUGGAUGGGUGAUGGGUGACGCAGUGGGAGAAACAGGGCCUCUUAGAAAAACAGGACAGUGUUUAUUGGCUUCAGCCUUGAUUGACAUAACCGUGCGCACUUUUAUGACUUUGCACUAUUGGAAGUUUGCCUGCAUUCUUUGGACUUGAUGGUUUCGUUUGGUGCUCACUGUCCAAAUACCUGUUCACACAUACCUCAAGAGCUCAAGGACUUUGAGAGACCACGCAAUCUCUGGGUUCCACAGGGUGGGGCUGACGGGGCGCGAGUCAAUCGUUUGCUCACCCUUUCAUUGUCCUGCCGGCAGGCACUGGGUGUGGAUCCAAUUUGGGGUUCCGAAAAACAUCCGUUAAAACAAGAGGCCCAUCAGUCCUCAGUCCAUCGGAAAAGGAAUCAGAAUCUUUCCCGCCCGAGACACAUGGAGAAACAGCAGGGUUACUGUACUUCUUCGAAAUUCAUUGGCUUUGCACAUUCGCUCCAUCUUCGUGGCGUCCAGUGCGGCGUCCAGCCUCCACAGGCGGCCCUCCUCGCGGCCGACGCUGCACGCCGGGCCCAGCGCAGCCCGCCGCGCACGCCCUCGUCGCGG